Messenger RNA from Penicillium cosmopolitanum, 2046 nucleotides. RefSeq names its product biotin--[acetyl-CoA-carboxylase] ligase BPL1. Gene Ontology annotation, molecular function: biotin--[biotin carboxyl-carrier protein] ligase activity. The transcript has 5 exons. NCBI's taxonomy places the organism in Eukaryota, Fungi, Ascomycota, Eurotiomycetes, Eurotiales, Aspergillaceae. Gene Ontology annotation, cellular component: cytoplasm. Bases 1 to 2046 code for a protein of 681 amino acids. Gene Ontology annotation, biological process: protein modification process. The record is from RefSeq and is a predicted model, not a curated record.
AUGGCCGCGCCAACAGGCAAUAAUGCCAAUCUGACUGCUAAGAGACUGAAUGUCUUGGUCUAUUCCGGUGCGCUCAAUUACUCAGCCCAUCAACUCAGCCGCUUGCUCACCGACAGCGGUACAAUAGGAACCGGAACGACCGUUGACUCAGUCCGUCACUGCGUCUACACCCUACGCCGCUUACUCGCUUCCCACUAUGCUGUCACUCCAGUCACGGGGGACAUGCUUCUCAACGAGCCAUGGACAGCAACCUGCGCUCUCUUGGUGAUCCCCGGUGGCGCAGAUCUAGGAUACGGCCGCACGCUUAAUGGUGCGGGGAACCGGCGCAUCACACAGUUCGUGCGUCGCGGGGGCCACUACUUGGGAUUGUGCGCGGGUGGCUACUAUGGUUGCAAAAAGUGCGAGUUCGAGGUCGGGGAUAAGACAAUGGAGGUCAUUGGAGAGCGUGAAUUGGCAUUUUACCCUGGCACUUGUCGUGGCGGGGCGUUUCCGGGUUUCGUUUAUCAUAGUGAAAAUGGUGCCAGGGCGGCUGGACUGGAUGUUUCAAAGGAGGCAUUGAGUGGUGGCACAGCGCCUACCCAUUUCAGAUCAUACUACAAUGGAGGCGGAGUCUUUGUGGAUGCGCCGAAGUUCAAAGAUCAAGGGGUAGAGGUGCUGGCCAAUUACUCCGAGAAGCUCAAUGUUGACCCUGGAGAAGGCGCAGCUGCUGUUGUAUACUGCAAGGUUGGGGACGGUGCGGCUAUUUUGACAGGACCUCACCCGGAAUUCGCCGCAGUCAAUCUCAAUCCAAAUGAAGGCGGGUCUGACUAUAAAGAUGUCGUGGAUGCCAUUGCUGCUGAUGAUAAGGAACGUACGGAGUUUCUGAAAGCUUGCCUGCUCAAGCUUGGCCUGCAAGUUGCACAAGACACCUCAGUGCCUUCUCUGUCAUCCUUGCACGUUUCUGGCUUAGAUGCCGAUGUGCCGUUGGAAAUAUUGUCAUUGCUUGCCCCAUCACUAACAAACGAAAAUGACAACGAAUAUCUGAAAGAUGAGAACGAUACAUUCCGAAUUGAGCGUCCAGGUGCAUGGAAACUGAGCGAUCUGGAGGAGGCACUCCCCACUGAUGGCGACGGCAUUGUUGAUUACCAGACCGUUACCAAGCGACUCGUGAUUCACGAUGAGCUACCAUCUUCGAAGCUUACCCUUACUUCAACCACCAUGCAUUUUACUCAAACCUUCGCCAAUACCAGUCCGAGUCUCGGGAGCACCAACACAAUCCUCGAAAAAAACACAAAACUUCUGCGGCUUCUACCACAAGGAUUCACCGCCACUGCGACGGUCCAAGUUGCUGGACGAGGACGCGGGUCCCAUGUUUGGAUUUCUCCAGCUGGAUCAUUACUUUUCUCGACGGUGGUGAAGCAUCCGAUGGAAAAGAUCCAAUCUGCACCUGUAGUGUUCAUCCAAUAUCUAUCAGCCAUGGCUGUAGUGAAAGGUAUCAAGAGUUAUGCCAAGGGCUAUGAGAAGCUGCCCAUCAAAAUGAAGUGGCCGAAUGACGUUUACGCCCUUGACCCGGAGGACCCCGAACAGAAACGGUACACUAAAAUUUGCGGCAUACUUGUCAACUCCCACUUCAUGUCAAACGAAUACAUCUCUGUUGUUGGCAUUGGCCUCAACGCCACAAAUGCUUCUCCCACCACUGCACUCACGGCCCUCGCCGCCAAAUACGCCUCGCCUGGGGCUGCUGCUGCAUGCCCUAUCACACUCGAAAAACUACUUGCACGCAUUUUGACAACCUUCGAAGAUCUCUAUACCCGCUUCCUCCGGACUGGAUUUGACCGUGGCAUGGAGGAGCUGUAUUACGACGACUGGCUCCACAUGCAUCAGAUUGUCACUCUUGAGGAGGAGGGCGGUGCUCGUGCCCGCAUCCAGGGAAUUACCCGAGAUUAUGGUUUGCUGCUUGCUGAGGAGCUGGGGUGGAAUGACCGACCAACAGGACGAGUCUGGCAGUUACAGAGCGACAGUAACAGCUUUGACUUCUUCAAGGGCCUCGUCAAACGGAAGAUCUGA